This is a messenger RNA of Falco peregrinus (peregrine falcon), 4394 nucleotides long. RefSeq names its product helicase for meiosis 1 (gene HFM1). NCBI's taxonomy places the organism in Eukaryota, Metazoa, Chordata, Aves, Falconiformes, Falconidae. Gene Ontology annotation, molecular function: ATP binding; nucleic acid binding. The transcript has 38 exons. The coding region runs from base 97 to 4263 and encodes 1388 amino acids. The record is from RefSeq and is a predicted model, not a curated record.
CUCUGGUCCUGAUGUUUCAGAACAAACCUGUUAAAGAGUUGGGUCCAUAUUCCAGUUACCCAAUCCAGAUUAAGAUACUUCACAUCUGAUCUAAAAAUGUUCAACUCUGCAGACAUGGUCUUUUCAUUGGAUAAUUUAUUUUAUGAAAGACCAGAUACAAGACAAAGGUAUCUAGAAAAUGAAGAGCCUAAGAUUUGGUCUAUUGCACCUGCUCCAGCUAUUGCUGAAAUUCCAGCUGCAGAGGACUUACAGAGGGAACUGGAAAGAAAUACAGCCAACACUCAUACGGGAGGGAGAAAGCACCAGAAGUUUAUACAACAAUGUAAGAGUAACAGUGAGGAAGUAAAUGAGAAAUCACCAGCACCUGCUGAUUUUGGCAUAGCCUCUGAAAAAGAAGUGCUCCAAUUAAGUUUAGGAGAAAGAGAGAAAAUUAGUUUUCAGCAUGAAAGUCUGAACAUGGUUUCAUCGUUUCUCUCUCCUGAUGAAGAUAAAUCUAAAACAAGAAUAAGGGUUUCUCAGCAUCCUGGUGCAAAUUUUUCACAAAACAAAAUAUUAAGUAAUUUUCCAGAAAACAGUGAUGAUGAGAGUGUGCAUUCCACAUUAAGAAAAAGCUUAUUUAAAAUGUCUGGUUGUAUGUACAAAAAUACAGAAUUUAAAGAUCGUUCUAUUGAUGUGAAAGAAAUUGAUACUUACUUACAUACAAGUGAAGGCAUGGAAAAAGCGAGGCAAGAAGGGUUAUGGAGAAAUAAUCAUCAUGCUCCAAUAACUAAGGAUUCAGAUUUUACUCUGCAUAGGCUAAAUGAUGGGGACAUUGCAUCUCAAAAUGGAAUUAAAAUGAAAUCAUUUUCUAAUGCUUCAGAGAUUCUGGAUAUGACAGGAACUACAGGAAGAAAACUGGAAAUUUUGAGGAGUGUUACAGAAAUACCAACCCAAUUUAGAAGUAUCUUUAAGGAGUUCCCAUAUUUUAACUAUGCACAGUCUAAAGCUUUGGAUGAUCUUCUUUAUACAGAUAGGAAUUUUGUGAUUUGUGCUCCGACUGGCUCUGGAAAAACUGUAAUGUUUGAGCUAGCUAUUACCAGAUUACUCAUGGGAGCCCCACUGCCUUGGUUUAACAUUAAAGUUGUUUACAUGGCUCCAAUAAAAGCUCUAUGCAGUCAGCGUUUUGAUGAUUGGAAAGAAAAAUUUGGACCUAUAGGACUCAGCUGCAAGGAAAUAACAGGAGAUACAAUGAUGGAUGAUUUAUUUGAAAUACAUCACGCUCACAUUAUUAUCACUACACCUGAAAAAUGGGAUAGCAUGACUAGAAGAUGGAGAGACAACUCUAUAGUCCAGCUUGUACGACUGUUUCUCAUUGAUGAGGUGCACGUUAUAAAGGAUGAAAGUCGUGGUGCAACGUUAGAAGUUGUAGUCAGUCGGAUGAAGACUCUUCAGUCUUCUCUUUGUCAUCUUAUAGAGAAACAUGACACUAUUCCUCCCUUGAGAUUUGUAGCAGUUUCUGCAACAAUCCCAAACGCUGAAGAUAUUGCAGAAUGGCUUUCAGAUACCAAGAUGCCUGCUGUAUGUCUGAAAAUAGAUGAGGAUCAACGACCAGUGAAGCUACGCAAAAUUGUUCUUGGCUUUCCUUGCAGUGACAAUCAGACAGAAUUCAAAUUUGACUUAACUCUUAACUACAAGAUAGCUAGUAUUAUACAAGCCUACUCGGAACAAAAACCAGCACUUGUGUUUUGUGCCACAAGAAAAGGAGUACAGCAGGCCGCUUCUGUUCUUGCAAAAGAUGCUAAAUUUCUACUGAGUAUAGAACAGAAACAAAGAUUACAGAAGUCUGCAAAUGCAUUGAAAGAUUCCAGACUGAGAGAUCUUUUAAUGUAUGGUGUGGCUUAUCAUCAUGCGGGUAUGGAGAUAUCUGACAGAAAAAUAAUUGAAGGAGCUUUUACUGUAGGAGACUUACCAGUACUUUUUACUACUAGCACCUUAGCUAUGGGAGUCAAUCUACCUGCACAUCUGGUGGUUAUAAAAUCCACAAUGCAUUAUGUUGGAGGAGUGUUCCAAGAGUACAGUGAAACUGAUAUUCUGCAAAUGAUUGGAAGAGCAGGAAGGCCUCAAUUUGACACUACAGCUACAGCAGUUAUUAUGACUCGCUGGAGUACAAGGGAGAAGUAUAUACAGAUGUUAAAUGGUGCUGAUAUAAUAGAGAGCAGUUUGCACAAGCAUCUUGUUGAGCACUUAAAUGCAGAAAUAGUGCUACAUACUGUCACAGAUGUCACUGUAGCUUUGAAAUGGAUACGAUCAACAUUCUUGUACAUUAGAUCCUUAAAAAAUCCAGCUUAUUAUGGUUUUUCAUCUGGUUUGGAUAAAAUUGGAAUUGAAGCAAAAUUACAAGAACUGUGUUUGAAGAACUUAAAUGAUUUGUCAUCUUUUGAUUUGAUCAGGAUGGAUGAAGCAAAUAAUUUCAAACCAACAGAGACUGGAAGAUUAAUGGCCUGGUAUUAUAUUGCAUUUGAUACAGUGAAACAAUUUUUCACAAUGAAAGGAACAGAGACAUUAAAUGAAUUGAUUACAAUGAUCUCCAAAUGCACAGAAUUUCUGGAUGUCAAGUUAAGAAUAAAUGAAAAGAAAAUACUGAACACUUUGAAUAAGGACAAGGACAAAAUAACUAUCAGGUUUCCAUUGGUGGGGAAGAUAAAAACAAGAGAAAUGAAAAUAAACUGUCUUAUUCAGGCUCAGCUAGGAUGUAUUCCCAUUCAAGACUUUACUUUGACACAAGAUACUGGCAGAAUAUUUAGAAAUGGCUUAAGAGUUACUCGAUGGUUAUCUGACUUUUUGGCAUCAUGUAAGGACAACUUUUCUGCUUUAUUAAACUCUGUGAUUUUAGCAAAGUGUUUCAGGUGCAAACUGUGGGAAAAUUCACUUCAUGUGUCUAAACAAUUGGAAAAAAUCGGUGUAUCACUGUCAAACAUUAUGGUAAACGCUGGGCUGACAUCAUUUAAGAAAAUAGAAGACAUAAAUGCGAGGGAACUUGAAUUGAUUUUAAACAGACAUCCUCCUUUUGGAAACCAGAUAAAAGAAUCUGUUUUGCACCUUCCAAAAUAUGAACUGGACAUUGAACAGCUUCCAAAAUACAGUGAUACAUUGGCUGAAAUCUUAGUAACUGUCAAAUUAACAAACUAUGAGCAGCUACAGACAAAGAGAACCGCAACAGACUUUCAUUAUGUUACGUUGGUCAUAGGAGAUGCUGACAACCGAGUCAUUUUUAAUCAGAAAAUUAUGGAUUCUGUGCUGCUGAAAACUGGAAAUUGGACAAAGAAAAUUGAAGUGAAAAGAGCUCUUAAAUCAGAGGACAUUAGUAUAAAUUUAAUUAGUUCUGAUUAUGGAGACAGAUCUAAACAAGGGAUUACUUACAAGAAAUAUGGAAACAGAGAAUGCAACCAUCGCUGUAAAAAUAAAGAUGCAUGUGGACAUGACUGCUGUAAAACUGGAGUACCUCAAAGGUCUGAGACAAACGGAGAUUCAAAGUUUUCUUUGUACCUAGCUGAUUUAAGGAGCAGAAACUCAAUUUCAUCUGUACCCCCAGUAAAACGGUUAAAGAUGCAGAUGUUAAAUCAAGCUCAAAAUGUGGAUCUCCAGCAAUUUGUUUUUACACCUAAAUCUUUGUUGCCAGCAUUGCCAAGGUCUAGCAAUAAACAGUCAUCUUCUUCACCUUCAGUGGACCAGGUAGAUAAUGUUAAUAACUUAGGAGUACCUCAGCAACAACUGCAAUCCUGGAAUUAUGGAAAGAUUAAUGGUUUGCAUGUGGACUUUGAACUGAGAGAUGAUGUUUGGGAUGAUAUUGAUGACGAGAAAUUAGUAUUUGCUAGCAAUUUUGCCAGUAGAGAAUUAGAUAAGUGUGAACCACUUUGGCAGUAUACGGGAAGCAAAGCCACAAAUGACAUUUCAAAAGAUUCAUGCAUAUUACAAGAUGAAACCAAUAUUCAGAACUCUGUUGUUUCUGUGGUUAGUAGCACAUCAGAAGUGAAUUUAUCUGUACAGAGUAGAAAUAUGUUCACUUUUCAAGAAAAAAAGCAUUCAAAUCCUUCUCAAGAGCUGAAAAAUGUACAGUGUUCUUCAGUCUCAAAAUUAAUCUCAGAUUCUUCUAAAUCCACUAGGAAAGAGGAUUUUUUUUUUUUUACAGAACAACAGGAAAAAGAAGUGGAUCCAAGAUAUCUUCUUGAUGAUGAAAUCAAUGAUGUUGAGCCCUUUCUUGGAAUAUUUGAUGACCUUCUGUAAAACAUAUAAACAAAAUUCAUUGUAAGUGCUGGGGGCGGGGAAAGAGUUACAGUCAUCUUUAAAGAGUGAAGCCUUCAAAUCCAGUUAAGAGAAUUUAAUUUCUGUUGUACACUUACUUACCUGUAGCUGGC